Molecule: messenger RNA, 2847 nt
Organism: Brassica rapa (field mustard)
Lineage: Eukaryota; Viridiplantae; Streptophyta; Magnoliopsida; Brassicales; Brassicaceae
Product: transducin beta-like protein 3
Biological process (GO): endonucleolytic cleavage to generate mature 5'-end of SSU-rRNA from (SSU-rRNA, 5.8S rRNA, LSU-rRNA); endonucleolytic cleavage in 5'-ETS of tricistronic rRNA transcript (SSU-rRNA, 5.8S rRNA, LSU-rRNA)
Cellular component (GO): 90S preribosome; small-subunit processome; nucleolus
Molecular function (GO): protein binding; U3 snoRNA binding
Source: RefSeq, a predicted model, not a curated record
AUGGCUCCUCAGUCGUUGAAGAAGAACUAUCGUUGCUCUCGAUCUCUAAAGCAGUUCUACAGCGGCGGUCCUUUCGUCGUUUCCUCUGACGGUUCUUUCAUCGUCUGCGCAUGUGGCGACGCGAUUAACAUCGUCGACGCGUCGGACUCGUCGGUGAAAUCGACAAUCGAAGGCGAGUCGGAUACGCUCACUGCUCUGGCUCUUAGUCCUGACGAUAAGCUACUCUUCUCCGGUGGGCAUAGUAGACAGAUUCGAGUUUGGGAUUUGGAAACGUUGAAAUGCAUUCGCACUUGGAAGGGACAUGAGGGGCCUGUGAUGGGCAUGGCUUGCCACGCGUCUGGUGGAUUGCUAGCUACAGCUGGAGCUGAUAGGAAAGUCCUUGUUUGGGAUGUUGAUGGUGGCUUCUGCACUCAUUACUUCAAAGGUCAUAAAGGAGUUGUUUCGAGUGUCUUGUUCCAUCCUGAUGCUAACAAAAACAUCCUUAUAUCGGGAAGUGAUGAUGCAACCGUUCGUGUCUGGGAUCUUAUGGCAAAGAACACUGAGAAGAAGUGUCUUGCCAUUUUGGAUAAGCACUUUUCAGCUGUGAGUUCGAUUGCUCUAUCAGAGGAUGGGUUGACUUUACUCACUGCUGGAAGAGAUAAAGUUGUGAAUGUGUGGGACCUUCAUGAUUAUAGCUGCAAGACUACAGUUGCAACGUAUGAGGUACUAGAAGCGGUGACAAUAGUUUCUUCUGGGUCGCCUUUCGCUUCUUUUAUAGCGUCUCUUGAUCAGAAGAGUAAGAAGAAGAAAACUUCUUCUCAAGAAACGCAUUUUAUUACUCUUGGGGAACGUGGUGUAGUGCGCAUUUGGAAGUCUGAAGGUUCAGUUUGCCUCUACGAGCAGAAGUCGUCGGAUAUUACUGUCAGCUCGGAUGAUGAGGAAUCUAAAAGAGGGUUCACUGCAGCUGCCAUGCUGCCUUCUGAUCGUGGACUGCUUUGUGUGACUGCUGAUCAGCAGUUUUUUAUCUACUCCGUUGUGGAAAAUGUAGAAGAACCAGAGUUAGUGCUAAGGAAGAGGCUUGUUGGAUAUAAUGAGGAAAUUUCUGAUAUGAAGUUCCUAGGUGAUGAAGAACAGUUUCUCGCAGUAGCUACAAAUCUCGAAGAGGUUCGUGUUUAUGAUGUUGCAACAAUGUCAUGUUCCUACGUAUUAGCUGGCCAUAAAGAAGUUGUUCUGUCCCUUGACACAUGCGUAUCUAGUUCUGGGAAUGUUCUAGUCGUGACUGGAAGCAAAGACAAAACUGUAAGGCUAUGGAAUGCAACAAGCCAAUCUUGCAUUGGAGUUGGUACAGGUCAUAAUGGCGAUAUCUUAGCGGUUGCUUUUGCGAAGAAGUCUUUCAGUUUCUUUGUCAGCGGCAGUGGUGAUCGUACACUGAAGGUCUGGAGCCUUGAUGGUAUCUCAGAGGACUCGGAAGAGCCCAUUAAUCUGAAAACUAGAAGUGUUGUCGCUGCUCAUGAUAAAGACAUCAAUUCCGUGGCUGUUGCUCGUAAUGAUAGCUUGGUCUGCACUGGCUCUGAGGAUCGGACAGCUAGCAUAUGGAGGCUACCAGACUUGGUGCAUGUCGUUACACUUAAAGGACAUAAGAGGCGGAUAUUUUCUGUUGAGUUCUCACCUGUUGAUCAGUGCGUAAUGACAGCAUCCGGUGAUAAAACAGUAAAAAUUUGGGCUAUAUCUGAUGGUUCAUGCCUCAAAACAUUCGAAGGUCACACCUCAAGUGUCCUUAGGGCCUCAUUCAUAACUGAUGGCACCCAAUUUGUCUCAUGUGGUGCCGAUGGUUUAUUGAAACUUUGGAAUGUGAACACUAGCGAAUGCACUGCCACAUAUGACCAGCACGAGGACAAGGUAUGGGCUUUAGCUGUUGGAAAGAAAACAGAAAUGGUUGCAACUGGUGGAGGCGAUGCUGUUAUUAAUAUAUGGCAUGAUUCCACCGCUUCUGAUAAAGAAGACGAAUUUCGGAAAGAGGAAGAAACAAUCUUGAGAGGUCAGGAGCUGGAAAACGCAGUGUUAGAUGCUGAAUACACUAAAGCCAUAAGAUUAGCUUUUGAGCUUCGUAGGCCUCACAAAGUUUACGAACUCUUCGCUGGCCUCUGCAAGAAAAGAGAAUCAGACGACCAGAUUGUGAAAGCUCUUCAAGGACUUGAAAAAGAAGAGUUCCGUUUACUUUUUGAAUAUCUCAGAGAAUGGAACACAAAACCAAACCGAUGCCACAUUGCUCAGUUUGUUCUUUACCAAACCUUCAACAUACUUCCUCCCACAGAAAUAGUUCAGGUUAAAGGAAUUGGAGAACUCCUGGAAGGUCUAAUCCCAUAUUCUCAGAGACAUUUCAAUAGGAUGGACAGGUUUGUAAGAAGCAGUUUCUUGUUAGACUACACACUCGGUGAGAUGUCUGUGAUUGAUCCAAAGACCGACACAGAGUAUCCUAAAGACAAGAAAAUCGAAGAAGAGACUCGUGAAAUGGAACAGGAGCCAGAAGCAGACCAAAAGACGCCUUCCAGGAAACGAAAGUCUCAGAAAUCAAAAGAUAGAUCGAGCAAGAAGAGACUCGUUGCCGAAGCUCAGGGAAAUGUAAUCGCAGUUUGAGUCUUGAUACACUGCUUCAGUAGCAUGCAGCAAUAACAUGGUUAUAGUAUUUUUGAUGAAAUUUAAGGUGCGGUGGAAUCCUAAUUUUUGGCAGUUCUCGUUUUUUGUGUAAUUGGUUCGUUGUAAGUGCUGUUGUUUCUCUCAACUUACAAGCACUGGAUUUAAAAGAGUGCUGAGUUUUUUCCUCAAAAAGUUGCUCCAUCAGUUUUCAGUAAACUUGUUUUUCAAUAA